Molecule: messenger RNA, 1791 nt
Organism: Benincasa hispida (wax gourd)
Lineage: Eukaryota; Viridiplantae; Streptophyta; Magnoliopsida; Cucurbitales; Cucurbitaceae
Source: RefSeq, a predicted model, not a curated record
AUGGGAGGAAUCAAAUUUAAAAUUCCAAAGUUCUUUGGAAAAACUGAUCCAGAGGAGUACAUUAAAUGGGAAAAAGAGGUGGAGAAUGUGUUUGCUUGCCAUAAUUUUAGUGACAAGCAGAAGGUUAGAUUUUGUGUUGCUAAAUUUAAGGAUUACGCUCAAACUUGGUGGGACAAGUUAACGACUGGAAGGAGAAGAAAUCUUGAGGCACCAAUUAUUUCAUGGUAUGAAUUCAAAGAUUCCAUGAGGAAACAUUUUGUUCCAAAUCAUUUCCAAAGGGAUAUGGCACAAAGGCUUCAAGCACUGAGGCAAGGGAACAAGUCUGUGGAAGACUACUACAAAGAGAUGGACAUUUUGAUGGAUCGACUUGAUCUUGAUGAGGACAUGGAGACUCUCAUGGCACGAUUUUUGAAUGGCCUCAACAAGGAGAUUGCUGACAAGGUUGAUUUGCAGCCAUAUUUUGACAUAGAGGAGAUGUUGCAUCUUGCCAUCAAAGUGGAAAAACAUUUGAGUACCAAAAGAGCAAGGUACACUUCUUCUAAACCUUCUUCUUCUCUCAACUCAUCAUGGAAAAAUGAGAAUAGAAGUGAUUUUAGAAGUAGAGAUAAAUUUGUGAAAGAAAAUUCUAAAGAAAAAGGCAAUGCGUUUGUUACUAGAAGAGCUUUAAGUGCUCAAGUUAAAGAAGAUCUAGUGGAGGAGCAAAGGGAAACAUUGUUUCAUACUCGAUGUCAUGUACAUGGAAAGGCAUGUUGUGUAAUCAUUGACGGUGGGAGUUGUACUAAUGUUGUUAGUACAUUACUUGUCAAAAGAUUGGUUUUGACCACGAUACCACAUCCUAGACCAUACAAACUUCAGUGGUUGAAUAAUAGUGGGGAAGUGCGAGUCAAUAGACAAUGUCUUGUGUCUUUUUCUAUUGGAAGAUACAAUGAUAGUAUCUUAUGUGAUGUUGCACCUAUGCAUGCUAGAGAGAUUUUAUUAGGAAGGCCAUGGCAAUUUGAUAGAAAAGCAAUUCAUGAUGGCUAUCUUAAUCGCUACAAAUUCACUAAAGAUGAAAGGAAAACCAUUCUUCUUCCUUUGUCAACCAGAGAUGUGUAUGAUGAGCAAUGCAAAUUGUUGCAGGAAUUUAAGGACAUUUUUCCUGAAGAUCUACCAAGUGGGUUGCCACCACUAAGGGGGAUUGAACACCAAAUUGACUUCCUUCUAGGAGCAGUUAUUCCAAAUAGGCCAGCUUAUCGAGCUAACCCUACCGAGACAAAAGAAAUUCAAAAGCAAGUUGAUGAGUUGCUUGCCAAAGGAUACGUGAGAGAAAGUCUCAGUCCUUGUUCUGUUUGUGUCAUCUUGGUUCCAAAGAAAGAUGGAGCUUGGAGAAUGUGUGUGGAUUGUAGAGUCAUCAACAAGAUUACGAUAAAGUAUCGUCAUCCUAUCCCUAGACUUGAUGAUAUGUUAGAUGAAUUGCAUGAAUCUGUUUUAUUUACUAAAAUUGAUCUUAAGUUUGGAUACCAUCAAAUUAGGAUGAAAGUUGGCGAUGAAUGGAAAAAUGCAUUUAAGACUAAGCAUGGAUUGUAUGAGUGGUUAGUUAUGCCUUUUAAUCUUACCAAUGCACCUAGUACUUUUAUGCGUCUCAUGAAUCAUGUUUUGCGUGAAUACAUAGGAAAAUGUGUGGUAUUUUACUUUGAUGAUAUUCUGGUUUAUUCCACGUCUUUAGAAGAGCAUGUGGAGCAUGUUAGGAAGGUUUUACUUGCAUUAAGAAAAGCUCAGUUGUUUGCCAAUCUGAAAAAGUGUGCAUUUUGA